GAGGCCACGAAGGCCCGGGUCGGUAGUGAGCGAGCCGGGGCUCUGAGUGGAUGGGGAGGCGAGCGGGGCCGGCGACAUGGCUGUCGAUUUGGAGGAGGACGAAAAUGACUACCUCGAGAGUGUUAAUUCCUUGUACAAGCCAGCAGACGCCAUGGUCCAAGAAGAGGACCCACUCCUUGAGGAGCCAGUGCAGAACAGACCCACUUCGUACACGCCUAAGGACCACCUUAAUGGCACCUAUAUUAUUUUCUUCCUUCUGGGGACGGGCUCACUUUUGCCUUUGAACUUCAUCAUGACUGCGAAGCAUUACUGGAUGUAUAAACUUCAGAACUGCUCAGAAGAGCUUUCUCCUGCAGAGCAGAGACCCUCAGAUAUCCGUGACUUCUUUGAAAGCUACAUUUCUGUGGCUUCCACUGUGCCUUCAGUGCUCUGCUUGAUUGGGAACUUCCUACUAGUCAACAAGGUCCCAGUUCACGUGCGUAUUCUGUCCUCCUUGGUUGUCACGCUGACUGUCUUAAUGGUGAUCACAGUGUUGGUGAAAGUGGACACCUCUUCUUGGACUCCUCAGUUUUUUGUAAUCACCUUGGCCUGUGUGGCCAUCAUCAGCAGUGCCACCACCGUCUUCAGCAGUAGCGUUUUUGGCCUCACGGGGUGUUUCCCCAUGCAGAAUUCCCAAGCACUGAUUUCAGGUAAGAUCUCCCCGUAUUAUAUAAAAUGCCACAAAGACAGCAGACAGAUACUGUGCAUCUUGCCCGGUGAUGAUUUGGAGGAAGGUGAUUCAACAGCUGGUAACACUAGAGUGAUGACAAACAGCGCAGGAAGUGUGCCUCCCUUGCGGGCCAUCCUGGACAAGACCGGCAUGCUGGGCUUCUGUGUCUUCUAUGUCUAUUUCAUCUCUAUCAUGAUUUUCCCUGCAAUCUCCUCUGGCAUAGAGUCAGUCACUAAGGACUUGGGGGGCUUGUGGGCAGAUAAGUACUUCACACCCCUAACUAGCUUCCUUCUGUACAAUUUUGCUGACUGGUGCGGGAGGCAAAUCACUGCCUGGAUCCACGUCCCUGGACCCAAGAGCAAGCUGUUGCCCACUAUGGUUUUGCUGAGAACUCUGUUGGUGCCCAUCUUCAUGCUUUGCAACUAUCAGCCUCGGAUGUACAUCACAAGAGUGCUCUUCGCUCAGGAUGUCUACCCAGUGGUCUUCACGGUAUUACUGGGAUUCAGCAAUGGCUACUUGAGUACGUUAUCCAUCAUCUACGGCCCCAAGGUCACACCUAAAGAAUUGUCAGAGUCAACAGGGGUGCUGCUGAUGGUGUUUAUGCAAUUGGGGCUGGCUAUGGGCGCUGCCUUCUCUGUUCUCGUGGUCCAUCUCAUCUAGAAGAGAACUGUGCAAGUCUGUUCUCUGAGCUCAGUCAGUAAUGGCAUAUUUUCAAAAGGGGGGCGGUAUGCCAAUGUGCAGAGAGUAAAUGCUUUCAUUUUCUGAGUAGGUGAACAGAGCUGUGUACAGUUUGGGUCACCCCAUCCCAAAAAAAGACAUAGAACCACAAAAGGGUCAGAAAUGGGGAACCAAAAUAAUCAAGGGGCAGAGACAUCUUCCCUGUGAAGAAAGGCCAAAAAGUUUGAGGCUUUUCAUUUGGGGGAAAAGAUGAAAAAUGGCAGGCCAUGGUAGAAAUUUAUAAAAUGUGUGAGGUAGAGAGAGAACUGUUUUCUCCUCCUUACAGUUUAUGGACACACAAUGAAGUUGAUGGGCAAGAAAUGCAGGACAGACAAAAGGCAUAUAAUUAAUUUGUGGAAGUUGUAUCUGUGGGAUGUGGUGAUGACCACUAGGCUAGAUGGUUGUAAAUGGGGAUUAGACAAAUCCAUGGGUGAUAAGGCUGUUAAUUACCAUUAGCCAACAUGAAUAAAUGGGACCACCAUGUUUAGAGGCUAUGUACCUCUGCAUGUCAGUUGGUGGGGAGGGGGGACUUUGGCCCCCUAUGCCCCUGCUGGGCACCUUCUGGGCCAUCUGGUUGGCUACUGUGAGGACAGGAUGCUGAUCCAGAUGGACCAUUGGCCUGGCCCGUGGGUUGCUCUUGUGUUCUAGUU
Molecule: messenger RNA, 2076 nt
Organism: Gekko japonicus
Lineage: Eukaryota; Metazoa; Chordata; Lepidosauria; Squamata; Gekkonidae
Gene: SLC29A3
Product: solute carrier family 29 (equilibrative nucleoside transporter), member 3
Exons: 5
Coding region: 77-1369 (430 amino acids)
Biological process (GO): nucleoside transmembrane transport
Cellular component (GO): Golgi apparatus; plasma membrane
Molecular function (GO): nucleoside transmembrane transporter activity
Source: RefSeq, a predicted model, not a curated record